Molecule: messenger RNA, 1424 nt
Organism: Cherax quadricarinatus
Lineage: Eukaryota; Metazoa; Arthropoda; Malacostraca; Decapoda; Parastacidae
Source: RefSeq, a predicted model, not a curated record
UAUUACAGUCGACCUGUGGGUGUAUGUUGGUGUUGGAGUCUUGGGAGGCAAAGAGUGGAGACAUCUUGUCGUGUUGUGAUUCUUCAACAUCCACAUGAGGAAAAACGUUGCCUUCGUACUGCUCCAAUUCUACAGGCCGCUCUUCCUAAGGGAGCUUAUGUGGAAGUAAAAGGAAAAAGAUUUCCAUUUUCAAGAUUCCCACAGUUGGAGGACAUUUUUACCAAUGAGAACUCAAUACUCAUGUAUCCAGGAGAGAAAGCUAUCAGUUUAGAGGAGUUGCCACAUGUAGGGAAGGACCAGCCUCCAUACAACAUCAUCAUUAUUGAUGGCACCUGGCAGCAGGCAAAAUCUAUGUACCAUAACUGCUGCCACCUACACUCCCUCAGACAAGUUAGUUUAUCUGGAAAAUACAUAAGUGAGUAUGUAAUCCGCACCCAGCCUACAGAAGAUGCUCUCUCAACUGUUGAGUCAGCAGCCAUUGCAUUGGCUACAUUAGAGCAAAAUUGGUCUAUUUAUCAUACACUUGUUCACCCUCUCCAACUCCUGUGUCAGUACCAGAUCCAACAUGGUGCAGUUCCCCAUCAGAGCAAAGAACACAUGAUCAUAUCUGGCCGCUCUAGUAAGCCGUUAGGAAAACGAACUUAUAAAAAACUGCGAAAGUGUGGUGCCAAACAGGGCGACUCGCUCUCAGAGUUCAUGGACUCCCUCACUUUGUAUACAAGUCAGGUAGAAGAAAUUAACCAUGCUGGUGGACCUAAUUUUGAUGGUGUUAAAUCACAUGAUGGAAGUGAUAAAACUGAAACAAAAAACUGUAAUCUUGACAGAAAUAUUCACAAUUCUUCUGGCAAUGAAACACAAAACUUGAACAUGCUUCACCAGAUCUUUCCUGUUUUGAAUACUGCCAUAGAGUCUUCUCAGGAAUUCAGAUGAUACAGUGUUGCUAUUUUAAAGAAUUUAAGAUUUUUAGAAUUUUGUAAAUGGAAUCAAGAAACCAAACCUUGGAAAUUCUUGGAUCCUUAUUAUAUAUUUAAUUUAUUAAAAAGCAAAGUACCUGUACAUAAAUUUUCUUGACUAAUUUUUAAUAAUUUAUUUAUUUAGCUAUAAAGUUCUGCUGUGUACUCUAGCUUUUGUACAAGAAGGAGAACAUAACAUGGUUAUAUUUUAAUUUUUUUUUUUUAUCUAUACUGCAUUUAUAAAAUGUACUAUGUAGUACCCCAAUUUAAUCAAGGUAUGUUCCACAUUGUGCCGAGAAAACAGUAGUAACUUCUCCCCUGUUCUACAUCUGCCUUUGGGGAAGAGGUCACCAGAUUUCUCAUUUGUCUGAGACAAUAACUUGAGUACUAGGUACUUUUUUUACACAUGCAUAAUUAAUUAAAAAUUAAUAAAAAUGUAAUUUGUUAAAGCCAAUAAAAGUAGAAAAAUAA